AGCCGCCUCCGCCUCUGCCGCCUCCGCCGUCGCCUCCUCCGCCCGGGCCGUUCGCUGCUGCGCGGGGAGAGCGAGGCGGGGCCGCCGGGGCCGCCAUGGAGCCCGACUCGGUGAUUGAGGACAAGACCAUCGAGCUCAUGUUACCGAAGUGCAUGUUUGGGAUUUUGUUGAAGAAAGCUGGAUACAGUAAACGGAAAGAAUCUUGGAAGCUGCUUGACUGCUGUCUUUUCUCAGACUAGUCUGAAAGGGAAUACCCCCAUUCAUUCUGGAUUGGUGGAUCUGAAGUACAAAAUAUUUUCCAGAACACUUCAGUUAUGGAGGAUCAAAAUGAAGAUGAGUCCCCAAAGAAAAGUACUCUUUGGCAGAUCAGUAAUGGAACGUCAUCCGUGAUCGUCUCCAGAAAGAGGCCAUCAGAAGGGAACUAUCAAAAAGAAAAAGACUUGUGUAUUAAAUAUUUUGACCAGUGGUCUGAAUCAGAUCAAGUGGAAUUUGUGGAACACCUCAUUUCACGAAUGUGUCAUUACCAGCAUGGACAUAUUAACUCUUACCUGAAGCCCAUGUUGCAGCGGGACUUCAUUACUGCUUUACCAGAGCAAGGCUUAGAUCACAUAGCAGAAAACAUUCUUUCUUACCUGGAUGCCAGGUCUCUGUGUGCAGCAGAGCUGGUAUGUAAAGAAUGGCAGCGAGUGAUCUCCGAAGGAAUGCUUUGGAAGAAGCUGAUUGAACGAAUGGUGCGCACUGAUCCUCUAUGGAAGGGACUUUCAGAAAGGAGAGGGUGGGAUCAGUACCUAUUUAAAAACAGACCCACAGAUGGCCCUCCCAAUUCAUUUUAUAGGUCAUUAUACCCAAAGAUUAUCCAGGAUAUAGAGACUAUAGAAUCUAACUGGCGGUGUGGACGACACAACUUGCAGAGGAUUCAGUGCCGCUCUGAAAAUAGUAAAGGUGUCUACUGUUUACAGUAUGAUGAUGAGAAAAUUAUCAGUGGCCUGCGGGAUAAUUCUAUUAAGAUUUGGGAUAAAACCAGCUUGGAAUGUUUGAAGGUGUUAACGGGACACACUGGCUCUGUCCUUUGUCUGCAGUAUGAUGAACGGGUCAUUGUGACUGGCUCUUCAGACUCCACAGUGAGAGUCUGGGAUGUGAACACGGGCGAAGUUCUGAACACGUUGAUCCACCACAACGAGGCUGUACUGCACUUACGCUUCAGCAAUGGGCUGAUGGUGACCUGUUCCAAGGACCGCUCCAUUGCAGUGUGGGACAUGGCUUCUGCCACCGAUAUCACUUUACGCCGUGUCCUGGUUGGCCACCGUGCUGCUGUCAAUGUAGUAGACUUUGAUGAUAAGUACAUUGUGUCUGCCUCUGGUGACAGGACCAUCAAAGUCUGGAGCACGAGCACCUGUGAAUUUGUUCGUACUCUGAAUGGGCACAAGCGAGGCAUUGCCUGUCUCCAGUACAGGGAUCGGCUGGUUGUUAGUGGAUCAUCAGAUAAUACCAUAAGGCUAUGGGAUAUUGAAUGUGGUGCCUGUUUAAGAGUCCUAGAGGGACAUGAAGAAUUGGUCCGAUGCAUCCGGUUUGAUAACAAGAGGAUUGUCAGUGGGGCCUAUGAUGGGAAAAUCAAAGUUUGGGACUUGCAAGCUGCUCUAGACCCCCGAGCCCCAGCAAGCACGUUGUGUCUGCGCACGUUGGUGGAACAUUCUGGACGUGUGUUUCGGCUACAGUUUGACGAAUUUCAGAUCAUCAGCAGCUCCCAUGAUGACACAAUUUUGAUUUGGGAUUUCUUAAAUGUGCCUCCCAGUGCCCAGAAUGAGACCCGUUCUCCCUCCAGAACAUACACUUACAUCUCCAGAUAACAGUCUGCACUUUACCCGUUUCAGGGUUUCCUAGUCUUGAACUACUGGCUACUGGCUACCAAAUGCCUGAGGGAGUUCUUCACAGCUGAGUUAUGAAGCUGGAAUUGGUUCUAGACGCUGGGUAGAUGCAAAGUACCGACAUUUCUCACCUCCGAUUCUGGCCUCUACUUGGAGAAGGAUACCUUAGCUUCACCGACUUUCAGUAGCACAGAAGCCCUUUUCCUCCCCCCAUCAGUGAAAAAAAUCUAAUGCUUCAAAUGUAAAUUGUUCAUAUAAAAGGAACGUACAGUCUGUUUCACGGAAGUUGAUGGACCGUCAAGAGAAGACUUGGCCUCUAAUUUAUAUUGCUUUGCACUUUGGUGUGAUGUUAAGGAACAGCGUUCUUCUUCGGUGAAAUUUUGGGUGCCAAACACCUACCCAGAAUGUCCAGGGCUUUCUUUCUCAGAAGUUAGCGUUCUCCUUUUGACCGUCCAAGUCACUAUGAAUUCUGACUUGUAUUAGGAACAUGUUGGACAAUGGAAGAAUUUCUCUGGAUUGUUUUAGUCAUGUUUUUUGGAUUACACUUCCUUUCUGUACCAGUUUCUUUUAAUUUAAAGAAGUGCAAGCCAGGUUAUAUUAUCGCCCAACAGGUAAUAUAGCUCUUUUCUUUCAUUAACUGUUCUCUGUACCCGCAACCAUCAACUGAUAUUUGGUAGAGUAACACCUUUACACGUGUGCUUGCCUCCUAAUUUAAGAUACUGUAUCCGCAUGUAGAUAUAAUGUACAUAACAGUUUAACCUCAUGGUUGCUCGAGUCAGGGCCCCGUGCCUGAGACACUAAUGCAGAGUGUGUGCGCACUUAGCCGUGGGCUGGGCUCAAGAACCCGAUUCCAGGGUUGACAUGGAUUACCUAGAACCCUUCCUGCAGUAUUCAUAUAGUGUUUUUAUUUUGUCAUUGUCAUUGUGUGUAUGUGGUGUGUGUGUAUUUUAAUGGAAAUUUUGUUUUAAAAUGUAAUUUCUAAAGUUUAACACAGAAUGUUCUAUUUGUUGUGCAGUAUAUGCAAUAGAGAGGUACCUUAAAAUUUUUUUGUUGUUUUUUUCCUCAUCAGUACUCCUGAGUACUCGUGGUCACUUUCCAUGGUGUAUGUUCUGUGUGUUAGUAACCCUGGGAAGGGAAGAGCGAGAGGGCCAGUUGCCUGGCCCUCCUGGCUCUGGCAUCCGUGCAUCCUGCCCUCGGGGUGGUGGCAGGGCCCUCGUGGGGUUGGAGCCGUGUCCCAGGUCACGCUGGUUCAGAGGCCCAUCUUGAGUGGAAGGGUCCUCCCAUGUGGUGCGAAGCCUCAAGCUCACGAACCCCAUCCUGUCAUCUCUGGUGUCACCUGUUGUGGCGCCGGCGGGUUCUCUGCUCCCGCGUGCUCCGCAGCCCGGAUGUGAGACUGGCCCCAUCCUGCUGACGUGCCCGGAAGGGACUUUGGGUCGGCACUCCUUUUCCGUUGUUCCAUAUUAGGUUUUGAUUUGCCCCUUGCCAUUGUUUCCAAAGAUCAAGGAAUGUCGCUAACAUUUUAAAGGACCAAUGAGAACCUCCUAUUAACUAAACCUCUUCCCGUGGAAGCACAUUCUCCCACCGAAGGGAAGGUGCCUGGGCUGUUUUGUCCUCUGCAUUGAGAACGGUGUGGGGAUCAAUGUGUGUGUCUGUGAUUGUUUUAUGAGGUUGGCUUGCUUUUUUUUUUUUUUUUUCCCUUUGUCCUUUUUUAAAAAAUACAUCCUUCCCUCCCACAUGUUACUAAAUUAAUUUCUAUUUUUGAGAAGUUGAAUCUCAAAGUGUAAAAAAAUAAAUCUCCCUCCAUCAGGUGGAUGUCGUAAGCCUGACAGUGGUUGUGAAAGUGGCUUGACUUGUACCACUCUUCUUCUGACAGCUUUAAUGCCAGCCGGUUAGGAGAGCCCAGCGGGCAGGGCAGGGAGGGGGGAGGGGCGGAGGCAGUUCUGAAUGGAUGGACUUUUCUGUUGUUUUUGCAUGUUUAAUAUAGAAGUUCAUGUUCCUUGGGAGAUCAUGACCUUUGAAUAUGCACACAACCUUUGAAUUGUGCCUACUAAAUUAUAGCAGGGGACUUUGGCACCCAAGGAAUUCUGACUUUCUGGGAUUAUAGUAGUAAUUCCCAGCUGUACUCUGGACUUUAUUUUGCUAACCAUAAUUGAGCAACUGCUAUAUUAAUGUUUUAAAGCACUGGGAUAGUCUAAUUCUAACCUGUAAUUAAUUAUGUUUGCCAAUUACCUGUUUGAAUUAAAUUUGUGUCUCAACAGCUAUUGAAACUGUUAAAUUGUACAGAUAUUAUUCAUGACAGCUUUGUACCGUGGAAUGUGCUUAAUAAAAAACGAAAAGUUUGACCUUUGUCCAAUAAAUUGCUAAGUGAUGGCAAUAAGUCAAGUAUGAGUAUUACGCAGUACACCUGAUCUGGCUUCAUGCAAUUGUUACUUCAGCUACUAAUUCAAAGCCAAUACUCUAUUAAUAAAGUGUUGCAAUACUCUGA
This is a messenger RNA of Camelus dromedarius (Arabian camel), 4350 nucleotides long. It is a transcript of the gene FBXW11, whose product is annotated as F-box and WD repeat domain containing 11. Bases 315 to 1847 code for a protein of 510 amino acids. Gene Ontology annotation, molecular function: protein dimerization activity. NCBI's taxonomy places the organism in Eukaryota, Metazoa, Chordata, Mammalia, Artiodactyla, Camelidae. The transcript is spliced from 14 exons. The record is from RefSeq and is a predicted model, not a curated record.